This is a messenger RNA of Aureobasidium subglaciale EXF-2481, 1688 nucleotides long. RefSeq lists its product as uncharacterized. Bases 112 to 1479 code for a protein of 455 amino acids. The record is from RefSeq and is a predicted model, not a curated record. NCBI's taxonomy places the organism in Eukaryota, Fungi, Ascomycota, Dothideomycetes, Dothideales, Saccotheciaceae. The transcript is spliced from 4 exons.
CUGAACUUGAACUCUUCACACUUCCUCCUUCACGUUCCUAUUCAAUUGAUCUGAUUUACGAUUGUUCUCACUUCAUCAAACAAACCACAUAUUUCACAUAGAACCAACAACAUGGACACUCUCAGAAAUGCAGCAACUGUCGCCGCUAGCUACGUUGGCUUGGGCGGUACCGCUGAAGAGGACAGAGGCGAGACUAGUCAUAUUGCAGGCGGCGAGGCUCCUCAGAAUGUCGCUACCGGUACUUCUCAGUCAGGCGUAGAACCUGUCUCGGGAAAGCUUGGUCGUGGAGAGGCCGGUGAGCCAUACGAUGCUGGUAACCUGGACGGUGACGCAGCUCUUACUGGUAGCUCUGUACAGGAUUCUACCUCGGGUCUCACCUCUCAAUCAACCUUCAGCCAUACCCAGAGUACCAGCAGCACUGGACUCGGCAGUGGUCUGACCGGCAGUAGCGGUCUCACUGGUGACAGUGGAAACAACGGGUUCACUAGCGGGCCUACCAGCUCCGGUAUCCGUUCUAACACAAGCUCAUCCGAGAACACCACAUCUUCGAAACCCGUCUCAGAGAAGGUCCGCGAGACCUUUGGUGUCGGUGGCGGUAACAAGCAUGGCACUGGUCUGGGUAGCCGUGAAGAUGGACCUGGAUACGGCACGGGCUCAAAGCGAGACAAGGAUGGCUCCCUGGGCUCAGUCGUUGGACACGGAUCCAACCCCGACAAGUACUUGUACAACUCAAAGACCGCCCCUGGACUUGGUGGACACCGCAUCAGCGAUGACUUCACCGACUCAAACACCAGAAAUGAGGGUGCCGAUUCGUUGCCAGCCAGUCUGGGCUCGGACGCUGCGGCUGGCAAGGCUGAGCACUCGGGAACUCAUUCAUCGUCUGGAGGUCUAACCUCGGGGCGUUCCGAGAAUGACAGAUAUGCCUCGGGGGGCACUGGCGGUGCUUCUGGAACUGGCGAGAGCCUUACUCAGAAGGCAAAAGACUAUCUGCCUGGUGCCAGCAGUCACUCUAGCGCCCGCGACAACACAGCUCUCGCUGGUGCUACUGCAGCCAUGGCUGGCUUCGGGCACAACCAGCCCGGCCAUGGCAGCUCUGCUAAUACAUCUGGCAACACCCACGCUCUUCCCGUCCGCACUCACGACUCUUCCCUUACCGAAGAUAGAGAUCAUGGUGGUAGCUCCCUUGGUGGAUCCAGCCUCGGAGGAUCUGUCCUUACCGGCACCGGAUCAUCGGGUCUCUCCAGUGGUCUAACUAGCUCAAGUACCACUGGCACUGGAUCAGGUCUCACUGGCUCGCAUGAUCAUAGCCAUGGGCUCAGUGAGGUGGCGUGUGAAGCAGAGCAUGAAGGGUACAAGCCUCACGGUGGCCACCCUAUCGGUGAAGCCGCUCAUAGCACUGUAGAUGGCAAGCAGACUUGGCUUGACUACCGCAAUGAUCCAAGCCUGCCCGUGGCUCGUGCCAACCCAGCCGACCAGUAGAUACCUCUGGUCAUGACUAACAUGGUAGCUUGACGACUUGUUGAUGACGGAUGAUUCAUGUGUAUCUUAUGAUGAUGGGGAACAGAUUUGCACGAGUUUGUAGUCCACAUGAGAUAACAAGCUUCUCCCAUAGUUGAACGCAACCUUCGAUCAUCGUUUUCUUGAUUGUGCAGAUGCAUGGGAACUUCAAAGAUCCGAAGAUCGCUGCU